GGGUUUGGCGGCGCACCGAGGCGAAGGAGGGCGGGCGUGUCCGGGACGGCGGGGCCUGGCGGCGGCCCCGGCUCCCCUCGGCCUCCGGAGUGCCUUCAGCACCCCUCGUCUGCCCCCAGCCCUCCGCUCGGCUCCCCUCCGCCCCCCGAGCCCCCUUCGUCUCCCGUCAGGCCCCCCAAGCCGCCUCAGCCCGCCGCGGAGAUGGAUGACGAACCCGAGCGGACCAAGCGCUGGGAAGGAGGCUACGAAAGAACAUGGGAAAUUCUUAAAGAAGACGAAUCCGGGUCGUUGAAAGCAACCAUCGAUGAUAUCCUCUUCAAGGCAAAGAGGAAAAGACUCUAUGAACACCAUGGACAAGUUCGACUUGGAAUGAUGCGUCACCUUUAUGUGGUUGUUGAUGGAUCAAGAACGAUGGAGGACCAAGACUUAAAACCGAACAGACUUACUUGCACUUUAAAGUUACUGGAAUAUUUUGUUGAAGAGUACUUUGACCAAAAUCCCAUUAGUCAGAUUGGCUUAAUUGUAACCAAGAGUAAAAGAGCUGAAAAAAUGACAGAACUCUCAGGAAACUCAAAAAAGCACGUAACUGCUCUGAAGAAAGCAGUGGAUAUGAACUGCAGUGGAGAGCCUUCUCUAUAUAAUUCCCUAAAUUUGGCCAUGCAGACUUUAAAGCACAUGCCAGGACAUACAAGCAGAGAGAUUUUGGUAGUCUUCAGCAGCCUGACGACAUGUGAUCCAGCCAACAUCUAUGAUUUAAUUAAGUGUUUAAAAGCAGUUAAGAUCAGAGUAUCUGUCAUCGGCCUAAGUGCUGAAGUUCGAGUCUGUACAGUACUUGCCCGAGAAACUGGUGGAACAUACCACGUGAUUUUAGAUGAAAGUCAUUUUAAGGAACUGCUGAUGCAUCAUGUUAGUCCUCCACCUGCCAGUUCGAGUUCUGAGUGUUCCCUUAUUCGAAUGGGUUUUCCUCAGCAUACUAUUGCUUCCCUGUCUGAUCAGGAUGCAAAGCCUUCCUUUAGCAUGGUGCAAUUGGAAAACAACAGUGAGCCCAGUCUCACACUGGGUGGGUAUUUUUGUCCCCAGUGCAGAGCCAAAUACUGUGAGCUUCCUGUGGAAUGCAAAAUCUGUGGUCUUACACUAGUGUCUGCACCUCACCUGGCUCGGUCAUACCAUCACUUGUUUCCUUUGGAUGCUUUUCAGGAAGUUCCACUGGAAGAAUACAAGGGGGAACGGUAUUGUCAAGGCUGUCAGGGAGAAAUGAAAGAUCAAAAUGUUUACAUAUGUAAAGUGUGUCAGAAUGCAUUUUGUGUGGAAUGCGACCUGUUUGUCCAUGAUUCUCUGCACUGCUGUCCUGGCUGUAUUCACGAGCAUCCUGCUCCCAUAUCUAUAUGACACCAUGUCUUUGAGAAAUUGUUUUAUUUAUGUCACUCUUGCAUGAAUUUUUUUUGUUCAGACAUUUUUUUUUUUCAUUCAGACAGUUUUGUUUAUUCAGACAUUAUUUUAACUGACACAUCUCAGAACAACAAUAUGGUUAAAGACGGAUGAUGUGCUGGUUUAAAGGUAAACCAGCAGGGGAAAUGAACUCAACUCAAAAGAGCGAUUAUAAAUCAGAAUAACAAUUUAAUAAAAUAAUACAAUAAGUACAAUUAUACAGACAAACAAUUGGUUUUAACCCACAAAACCCAAAUAUAUAACCCAGCACCCUGGGGCAUGAACAGAGUGGUGUUCUUUGGGCCCCCUGAGUCCAAAGUAAAAGGAGAGGGGAAAACCUGUUGGUGAGAGUUCUGCUGCAGUCUGGUCAAGAGUGGUGGUUGCAGUCCGGUCGAGAGUGGUGGUCUCAGUCUGGUUGAGAGUGGUGGCCUGCAGUCUCCCUCUGGAUCCCACGAGUGGUUAAAAAGGUCCCAAGACUCCCAGAUUAUAUAUCCUCCAGUUCAGGCAGGAAUGCUCAGUACCUCCCUCAGGGCAGGGGGCUCCUCAAUGGGUGUGAGGACAAGAACAACUCCUAUCUCACAGGCCUCUUAACACCUAGUUUAUAGCCUGAGGAGUCAGGCUCUGUGGCCAGAUAGUGUAAAUGGUUCAUUGAUAACAGUUUCUGGGAAAUGGCAUGGAAGGCUAUAGAAUACACAGUUUUGGGUUACACCCAUCCAGUGAUGAACUGGUCUCAGCUGUCCUAACUAGGACAGAUGGGCUCAGUAUUGAAGAGAGAUGCUAUUUGGUUCUGAGGCUUCAGUGAAUUGACAGAACUACACAUUUUCUUCUCUCCUGGGCUAAACCCCCAGAGCAACAGACAGUAAGGUGGGUGGAGAAGGGGAAGCGUGUGGUCUUAUCUGAACAUCAAAAGAAUAGAAUUGAGACUAACGCAAAACUCUUGUCAUGUGCUACACCUCAGGAAGAGGUUACAGGUGCAGUGUCUGAAGCAGUAGGUCAUACCUGGUUUUCUUGUCAUCUUAUGAUUGUAAACACAUCAGUGACUGAGUUACUCUGGAUGUAUAUGAAAUAUGACUUGAUUUUUUUAAAGGAUGAGCUUUGUUGUCAGGUUAGAAAUGGCAGUAUAAUGACUGAGUCUUAAAACUGCAAACAAGCAAAAAAAUUGAACCUCUAUCUUAAGUUAGUUCCCUGUUUUUCACGCUCACCACAUACAAACAAUGCACACUACAUUUCAGCUCUCACAGGCAGUUUUAAAGUCUGUUAAAUAUGAAAAUUCUCAAUUGUGAACGUAGCUCUUUCUGUGCUUUUUCUACCAUUUACGCCUGCAGGCUGGAUAGAAGGCAGUCAUUCUCUUGUGUUGGCAGAAAAAUGAUUGUUCACCUGCAUUUCAUUUUGUGCUUAGUCAAACAAUCCCUAUAAAGCCUUUGUGCUAUGCCUAUUACUGUAAGAGUGUCCUUAAAAACUAGCAGAAAAAGGACAUAGCCCUGGGGUUUAGUGGGGUCUAGGAGGCCAUUCCAAGCCAAACUAAUGCCCUGAGCAGCUGGCUCUUAGAUAUUCUGAUGCUGGUGACAGUGUCUUGAGACAGUUUUUUCUGGUAAUAUUUUCAUCUUUGCAUUCAGCACUUCUUAAUGGAAAAAAAGGUUUUGUCUGAACACUUCAAAUCCAUUCUAGCUUUUUCUCUUACUAGAUACCAAAAUAACAUACUCCCACACAGCUUCUAUUUCUGAAAGCAAAAGCUGUGUAUGAAGUUGUGGGCCUAUACUCCAUUACCUGCUUGUGGUCACAGCAAUAAUUUGGUUUGUACUUUUCUACCAUUCUCGUUGGAAGAGCAGUUCAAACCAGCUCCUGAGAAAUCGCUGCUGGGGCAGUAUUUCUCUGAUGCAUGAAGAAUUUCAGCUGUGUACUGUGUAUUUAAAACAGCAUGGAGGGAAUUUUCCCAUCACCUGUUCUCUUUUUCUGGCAUUCACUGGCUGUCAGGUCUUCUUUGCUUCUGGGAAGCUCCAACCUUCUUAAUUCUCGUUAUAUCCCUAUUUACUGGAUCUGCCACAAGAUAAGUUAGUCAGUGAGGUUAUUAGCAGGCCUGUUAGAAAUUCUUGGUAGUUCUUGAAGAUGUUGUGUAAAAGGUUUUGGACAUAAAGCGUUGAGGAAGAGACAAAAGACCAAAAUAUUCCGUGGUGGGAUUGAGGACACAACUGCGGCAGUAAGUUCAAGACUGGAGUGUGCUGCCGAUGGGAGUGCAGGGGACUUCAGAAAGGUGAGUGCCUUCACUUCCCUUCCACUUUAUACUUUCCUUGUGGGAAUAACAGUUGCCAUCUGUAAUGAUGAUCAUAACUAAUAUCCAAGACUGGAAGUGCUAAUAAUAUAUUAAAAUAUGAGUAAAAGAGGAGUCGACAAGAGGAGCAGGUGGAUGAUCGAAGGAGGCUGUGACCCCAUGGAGAGCCUGCACCUGUAGCAAGCUUCUGGCAGGAUCUAUGGCCCUAUGGAGAGAAGAGUCCUUUCUGGAGCAGGUUUGCUGGCAGAACUUGUGACCUUGUGGAGGACCCAUGCUGGAGCACCCUAUUAAAGGACUGCACUCCAUGGAAGGGAGAGGGCAGUUGUGCCUCUUCAGCAAUGAACAGUUGCUGAACAGAUGAUUUAGAAGCUUUGCAUCACUGCAAUCAAUCUUAAUUUACUUCAGCUAGACAAUGAAGAAAACACCUUCAGAGUAGCUUAGCUAAGUUAUGAUUACGUUUUUAUCUUUUUUCUUAAUUUGUGGGAAAACUGAUUCUCUCUGACACUUGACCACAGUAGGAGGAGGAAGUGAACGCAGUAAAGUUGAGGCCUGUAUUUCCCUGAAAAGCAAAUCACUGGCAUUAACUAAAUUACUGCCUAGUUUUGUGCCUACAGCCUCUGCUCUGCAAGAGUAGAAUUGUAGACUAGAAUUCAGCCCUACAUGGUAAGUGAUGCAACCUGUCCAUAAUUAGCAUUACAUUUCAGAGAGUAUGCUUUUUCUAAUUUAUUUUUAGUAAUGGUACUCAGGAAAAGGCAACACAGCAAGACUUCCUGAUAUAUUCCAGCCAUUCAUCCAAACAAUAAAGGUCUACAGAAGCUAAAAAUAAAACCACCUCAAAACAAACCACAAAGUUUGAAAAGUAGAACUUUAUUAACAAGCACUUGAAACAAGAAAUUAGUCUUUCUGAAUAAAGCUGUCAUAUUCAUGAUUCUAAUCAGACCCAUAAGAUGUCUCUGUUAAUAUGACAGUACAGUUUUCCGGGCCGUUACAGUGGGCACUGUAACACAUCGCUGCCACAGCUCUCUCUUUUGUAAAAGAAUAUUCCAUAAUCAAUGGUUCUGGUGCUGUCAUUCAGACAAAACGUCUGAGGAAUACAAGAGGUGUUAGGAUGAGAGAUAAAUGAAAUCUAU
Pseudopipra pipra is the source of this 4827-nucleotide messenger RNA. RefSeq names its product general transcription factor IIH subunit 2 (gene GTF2H2). The record is from RefSeq and is a predicted model, not a curated record. Gene Ontology annotation, biological process: regulation of transcription by RNA polymerase II; nucleotide-excision repair; DNA-templated transcription. Gene Ontology annotation, molecular function: zinc ion binding. The coding region runs from base 202 to 1389 and encodes 395 amino acids. NCBI's taxonomy places the organism in Eukaryota, Metazoa, Chordata, Aves, Passeriformes, Pipridae. Gene Ontology annotation, cellular component: transcription factor TFIIH holo complex; transcription factor TFIIH core complex. The transcript is spliced from 15 exons.